This is a messenger RNA of Ostrea edulis (European flat oyster), 6544 nucleotides long. RefSeq names its product nuclear receptor coactivator 6-like. Lineage: Eukaryota; Metazoa; Mollusca; Bivalvia; Ostreida; Ostreidae. The transcript has 2 exons. Gene Ontology annotation, biological process: innate immune response; antibacterial humoral response. Bases 4 to 5814 code for a protein of 1936 amino acids. Gene Ontology annotation, molecular function: peptidase inhibitor activity. The record is from RefSeq and is a predicted model, not a curated record. Gene Ontology annotation, cellular component: extracellular region.
GACAUGAUGAAUGUAUCCCACAAAAGAUUUAUUUAUUGGAGAUUAAUCUGUGUCGUGUAUGUGACUUCGUGGUUGGUAUUUCCGGUUAGCGGUCAGGGUUUCCACGUGUCACCGUCCAGAUAUGGCUCCAAAAACCCAUCUGCUCCAUCCGGGCAACUCGUUCAUAAUGCGUCAAAGAAAGUUAGGUACGCAGGAGCCAGCAGAUCUCAAAAACCCGGAUUUUGUCCGUCUGUGGUAUUGAUGACGUCACAAAAAUGCCCGGAUGCUUGUGGUGAUGAUAACGACUGUACGGGCAUGAAGAAAUGCUGUCGCAAUGGUUGUGGUAAACGAUGCACCGUUCCGGAAGUGCAGAACCACGCAUCCCCUGCGACGUUUGGACAAAUUAUCAAACACAUACCGGAACCAUUUUCUGGAGUUCCGGCUACUCAACAGAACACUCCAUACGCACAAGGUGGCGGAUCAAACACUUCAAGAAGCCAAAAAGCGCCACCAAACGGCGGAGUGUACAAUCAACAGUUCCCACAAUCUGUCGGAUAUCAAAACAGAAAUCCUGUUAACAUGCCAGGCAACUUCAAUUCCAAUUUCGCUGCCGUUAACGGCCAACAACUGAAUACCCCUAGCCGUCCUCCAAAUCAGACACAGAUUCACAGCAAUAAUCCUGCAGGCGGAUUUACUAACUCCCCAUCAAACUCAAUUGGUGUGCAAAAUCAAAAUAGCCACCAUAUUGCAGGAUCUGGCAAGCAGCCAAAUGAUCCACACGGCAGUCCGAUGGGCGGGGCGCAGACUCCACACGGCAGUCCAAUGGGCGGGGUGCAGACUCCACACGGCAGUCCGAUGGGCGGAGCACAGAUUCAACAACGCAAUCACGCAAAUGCUGUAGGAACCCAUCCUCCGUAUGCAAACGCUGAUUCGAUGGGCAAUCUCGUAAAUCAACCCGACGCGCCCACCAGUCAGUUUUCUGAUCCCAACUACCACACGCAGAACAAACCCAACCACAAUAGCAACCAGCAGUUUUACUUUGCAGCUGCCAGUCCAAAGCAUCCCCCUCCACCUCAGGUCAAUACCGGAAGUACUAAUCAACAGAAUAAUGUCCCACAAUCGUACAUUGCCCCGUCACAGCAUGGUGGAACAGACCCAUAUCAUUCCGUGAGUCAAUCAGGUCCACCGACUGGUCAACACGGCGCACCAAAUAAUCAACACGGCGCACCAAACGGACAACAUGGCGCACCAAACAAUCAACACGGCGCACCAAACAAUCAACACGGCGCAAUGAACGGACAACACGGCGCACCGAACAAUCAACACGGCGCACCAAACAAUCAACACGGCACACCAAACAAUCAACACGGCGCACCAAACAAUCAACACGGCGCAAUGAACGGACAACACGGCGCACCGAACAAUCAACACGGCGCACCAAACGGACAACAUGGCGCACCAAACGAACAACACGGCGCACCAAACAAUCAAUACGGCGUUCCAAACAAUCAACACGGCGCACCAAACAAUCAACACGGCGCACCAAACGAACAACACGGCGCACCAAACAAUCAACACGGCGCUCCAAACAAUCAACACGGCGUUCCAAACAAUCAACACGGCACACCAAACAAUCAACACGGCGCACCAAACAAUCAACACGGCGCAAUGAACGGACAACACGGCGCACCGAACAAUCAACACGGCGCACCAAACGGACAACAUGGCGCACCAAACGAACAACACGGCGCACCAAACAAUCAAUACGGCGUUCCAAACAAUCAACACAGCGCUCCAAACAAUCAACACGGCGCACCAAACAAUCAACACGCCGCAAUGAACGGACAACACGGCGCACCAAACAAUCAACACGGCGCACCAAACAAGCAACACGACGCUCCAAACAAUCAACACGGUGCACCAAACGGACAAAACAGCGUACCAAACAAUCAAUACGGCGCACCAAACAAUCAACACGGCGCACCAAACAAUCAAUAUGGCGCACCAAACAAUCAACACGGUGCACCAAACGGACAAAACAGCGCACCAAACAAUCAAUACGGCGCACCAAACAGUCAACACGGCGCACCAAACAUUCAACACAGCGUGCCAAACAGUCAAUACGUCGCACCUAGCAAUCAACAUGGCACACCAAAUAAUCAACACGGCGCAUCCAACAAUCAACACGGUGCACCAAACGGACAAAACAGCGUACCAAACAAUCAAUACGGCGCACCAAACAAUCAACACGGUGCACCAAACAAUCAACACAGCGCACCAAACAAUCAAUACGUCGCACCUAGCAAUCAACACGGCGCACCAAACAAUCAACACGGCGCACCAAACAAUCAACACGGUGCACCAAAUAAUCAACCAGUUGCAACAAUUAACCAGCAUUCUAGCUUUCAAAGCAGUCCCUAUAGGUCGUUUCCGGAUAAUCAGCCCGAAUACAAUCAACAAACCAACCUGAUGAGGGAUUCAAAUAGUAAUUAUGCUAAUCCUGCAGUCGGGCAAUAUGGUUUACCUCCUAAUGUUGCAGGCGGGCAAUAUGAUUUACCUCCUAACGCUGCAGGCGGGCAAUAUGAUGUACCUCCUAAUGCUGCAGGCGGGCAAUAUGAUUUACCUCCUAAUCCGACAGUCGGGCAAUAUGAUUUACCUCCUAAUGCUGCAGGCGGGCAAUAUGAUUUACCUCCUAAUGCUGCAGGCGGGCAAUAUGAUGUACCUCCUAAUGCUGCAGGCGGGCAAUAUGAUUUACCUCCUAAUGCUGCAGGCAGGCAAUAUGAUUCACCUCCUAAUGCUGCAGGCGGGCAAUAUGAUAUACCUCCUAAUCAUGCAGAGAGGAAUCCUAAUUCACUUCCUUCGGGUAGCUAUUCGCAAUUCAACAAUCACCAUGAAUCGGUAGGUGUUUCGAACAAUCAGUCUUACAAUCAAGCAUUCGAACCAAUGCAGAAGAACCAUUUCAAUGCCGGAUCACAACAAAAACAGCAAUAUGUUCGUCCGUUUAACAAUUCAACAAGAGGCGGAUCAGAGUAUCAUAACAUUCCCAGAGGCGAAUCCAACCAGGGUCCUGACAUGUACUCACAACCUGAGGUGGGUGGAUCCAAUAUUCAGUAUGAUCAUGGAAUCAACUCAAACACUGCAUAUAACAAUCCAGUCCGAACACAACCACUACAACCAAACAGAUAUCAACAAAACCAUCACAGUGGCAGAUCUAACAGCCAAUACAGGAACACUCCAAUGGAUGGAGCAGGAGCCGGAAAUCUCCACACGGUCCCUCUCUAUCAAACCACCCCAAUCUACGACGUACGUGACGGAGUCUGUCCGGAAUUAUUCAGUCGAGGUGUCUGUCAGGAUGAAUGUCGAACGGACGGACAGUGUCCGGGCAACCGGAAGUGUUGUUCUAAUGGCUGUGGACGGGUGUGUCUGGAGCCUAAAUUCCAGGAUGCUAAGCAAAACCCCGUAGUUCCGAAAACGAUCCGGAAACCAUUGAAACAAAGAAGCCGUGGACUUCCGGAUCCGAUUUUUGGUGGAGACUCAACUAAUCUCGUUGAUCCACUCUCCUUGAAUGUACUUGAGAUCCGCCCCUUUAGUGUCGGUCAGUCACAUAGUGCAGUGCAAAUUCUGCCAUACGAGUACAAAGAAGGGAGGUAUGAUCAUCGCUCAGAAAACUCUGUUCUUAACGAAAUUGUUGGGGAAACUCGUCACGCAUCUGACCCUCACAGUUACAGCCAGGGACCCUCGAACGCCGCACCAGAAAAUACAAACACACAAUCAGAGAAUCCCGUGACAGAUAGACUCAUAAACAACAAAAUUCAAUCUAAAGACAUGUUUUCCGGAAGUGCCGUUAAACUUCGACCGAGCGUGUUCGGAAGUGUUAAGAUUGUUCCGCUUGACAUGAAUAAAUUUAGAAAAUCGAAGAUAGGUGUAAACAAGAAAUCGAUGGACGUCGCUGAUCAGCCCCAAACAAAUGGUGCUGAACUCGAAAAUUCCCACAGCGUUAGAUUUCACAAAAAAUUACCGGAAGUUAAACCAAAAAGACCAGACGCUAACGAAUUCGCACCAAAUAACCCUUCUGAAACAAGUCCGGUGAGGAGGAAAAUUAAAAAGUAUUCUCAGACCAAUAAUCCGAACAGAUUGCGUACAGUAAAAACAAUACAAUCGACACCAAGAGAGAGGAAUGUCAAGAGAGAUCGUGGCGAGCCAUCCAAAGCAUCAAGGGCAGGUCUAGAACUCCGCGAGGCCCGACUCCACCAGGAACCGCUUUCAUCGGCAGGCCGGUCACCGGCUACAAUGUAUAAGAGUGCAUUAAAAGCAGGACAGGGGUCCCAAUUCAGAGUAGGGAAUCCUGAUAUUAAUAUCCAUGGACGUCAUAAUCAAAAUAACGCACCCGAAAUAACUCCAGUGCAACAGAAAGAUCGUGAACCUCAAAGGUCACAUCCCUCUAGUGCAUCGGUGGGGAACCAUGGGCCUGGAGGUAAGGACAAUCCCAAACCUGCACGUCUGGUGGAAGUGGCUCAGGGAGGCCCAAGAGAGGCGGGAAGCCCAACAGAAUCAAUGACAUCCGACAAUACUGGUAAUCUUCGACCAAGUGCAAGGUUCGGUGUGGAAUCUGCACCACCACGUCAUGGGGAGCAAAUGGAUACUAUGCAGUUUCCUGCUCAAAGGAAAACCAGCGCAGGACCUCUAGCACCUGUGACUAACCCGGGAAUCCAAGCCCCGGUACAGGACCCGGCAAUCCAUCAGAAGGGAGAAGUAAACACAAACUCUAAAAUGACAGUGAAGAAACGCAAGGAGUCCAACAGGAAUGUACACCCUAUGAAUUCCAUCGAUUACAAAAACAAUGGACGAGGCAAGAACUUUUUCAACCCGGUUUAUGAUCAGCCCACUCCCCGGGAACUAAAUCCGACCACUCAAUUUGGGGAUGGUAUGGUCCGCGCUAUACCGCGACGAGGGAAUUCCUUUAGUCUCACCGGAAGUGGGAAGGAAGCAGGCAGCAGCAUGUAUGACGGUUCCACGUCACUGCAGUAUAACGCCGCUAACCUCGGCAUAAGUGAUUACGGGCAUCCACAGACAAGUGCGUUCGAGGCCCAGCCAAUCAGACGUCAGCGGAUGGGAUAUCGCUCCGCCCACACGGGACUCAGCGCCGCCCACACAGGACUCAGCAUCAGUAAAAUAUACAAUGACGUAGGGCAUGGCAGGGCCAUCAUGGAACCACCCAGUCCGUUUGAGUUCAGCUCAGAAUUUCGUCGACCUAGCACGAAAAGGCCGAACCCGACCUAUCGACCACCUAUCGACUCUUUAGGUCAAGUAUACAUCGACAUCGCAAAAUUCGCAGAUAAUUCCUUGAUGGCCGCGCCUAAUCCACUAAAACUCAGCUCGGGAGUUAGGGGACAUAUCCCAUAUGUCAAAACAACCAUCCCGCCAACUGUUGUUAGCACUCCAAAAGAAACUCCCAUUUCGUUUAUAGAGAAAAAAACUACAGAUACGGUUAAAACAAAUGCAUUAUUGAAAAACCCUCAACCGGAAGUGAAAAAGAAACCCACCACUCCUAAACAAUAUAUUCCAGCAGGAAUGGCUCUUGCCAAAGGCAGUUCUGAAUACCCUGCCAACAUGAAGGCAAAAUCAUCUCAGUCUGCACCUAGACUCGGUAUAAGCUCCACACUCAUUGGGGCACCCCCUCCUGCAAUGAAAGUGGAGAGCAAAAUUUUCAAUAGAGCAGGAUUUAAUUUGUUUUCGGGAUACAAACCACAAUAUAAAGUGCCAGUGAAAGAAAUCCGCAACCCGUCCAUAAAGGGCGUCCCCGUGUUCAGCGCCAGGACCAGAACCUUUGGCUAAGAGCCAAGUGACAUCAGCCACCGCGUGUGACCUCAUCGACUACGUCCGUUAUUGUUGUGGUGAAGAUAUAUCUAAUUUGAUGUGAAACAAACUCGGUAUUCGACUUGAGGAGAUUGUGAUUGUGAGCUUUGUUUGUCUCUUAUGCUAAGUUUAAUAGUAUAUAUACUAGGAACCACAGACUGACAUUUUGACGGGCUAUGAACCCGAUAUUUCGUAGAAUCCGACAUUUUCCAUUGCAAACUGUUGGUGCACGAGGCCCAUGAAAAAUCACUUGAUAAAUGAUUCAUUUCGGGAGAACAUCGUUUACAUCCUAUAUAAACUGACGUGUAACAGAAAAUGUGAACUUAAGUUAUAAACCGAUUGUAUGACAGGAACGGGAUGUACAUUGGAUUUGUUAUAUUUUUCAGGUCUGUAGAAUCUGGUACAGAGAGGCUAACUCCUCUUCCCUCCCAUUUUUUCCCGGAAAUUUCUUUUGAAAUUAACAAAUUUACACAAACGUUUGCCCCUCCCACGUUUCGUGCUCCGCCCCCUCAUCGGUUUCUACAGACCUGCUUAGGGAGAAAGCUAUGUAAUCCAUCAAGAUCUUCUGGAAUUGUGUAUGAUGCUCGAGAAUUAAAUAUUUUAUAUAGAAUGGCUUAUUUACUGUGGUGUAUCAUUGUUUUGGGCUGAGGGAGAAGUGCAAUAACUUGAGUUUUGUGAACUUUUGCAUAAUUAUAACGGCAAUAUUUCC